GUGCGCGAGACAGAGAGACAGGAGGCGCGAGACAGAGAGACAGAGGAGGGCAAAGAGAGAGACCUCGUCACAGCGAUCCUUCCCACACUAUAACACAAAAACCGCCUCCGUUAUAGAUUUCACUGAAUCUGAAACAACAGGUUUUUGGAGAACGACGCAUAAGAACUCCAGAGAAGGAGAAACAUUUUCCAUCACGAACAUGGCGCGUUUCCGGACGGUUCUCUGGUCUCUCCUGUGUUUAUUGGAAUGCGGGUUAAUUUCCGCCUUCAACCUGGACACAGAGAACGUGAUCAAGAAAACCGGGGAUCAAAACAGCUUGUUCGGGUUCUCACUCGCCCUCCACCGACAACUCGAACCGACUGAUAAAAGAAUGCUGCUGGUUGGUGCUCCCAGGUCAAAGAAACUACCCAAUCAGAUGUCACCAAUAACAGGAGGCUUGUACAAUUGUGAUAUCACCUCCACCAGUUCAGCCUGCCAGCGAGUUAAUUUCGACGAUAAUGAGGACCUGUCCAAGGAGAGCAAAGAUAACCAGUGGAUGGGUGUCACAGUGCAGAGUCAAGGACCAGGGGGCAAGAUUUUGACAUGUGCACAUCGCUACCAGAAGAGACAAUAUAAAAACUUGCCUCAGGAGACGCGGGACAUCACGGGCCGCUGCUACCUGCUCAGUCAGCAGCUGAAAAUCGACGAGAACUCUGGUGACGAGGGAGGAGACUGGAGCUUCUGCGAGGGCCGAGCCAGGGGUCACGAGCGAUUCGGCUCCUGCCAGCAAGGUUUCUCGGCCACCUUCACCAAGGACUACCACUACCUCGUGUUUGGAGCACCUGGAGCCUUCAACUGGAAAGGCGUUGUACGCAUGGAGCAGAGGAACAACACACUGCUAGAGUUGGGUAUCUAUGAUGAUGGACCAUAUGAGGUCAAAUACACAACGCCUGAAGGACUCGAUGAAGUGGCUGUACCUGCUAACAGCUAUUUAGGAUUCUCUCUUGACUCUGGUAAGAUGUUGACUAAGAAAGGUCAGAUAACCCUUGUGGCUGGAGCUCCAAGAGCCAAUCACAGUGGAGCUGUGGUUCUGUUGAGGAAGAAGCCAAACACAGCUAUUAUGGUCGCUGAGUACAUCAUCGAAGGAGAAGGCCUGGCUUCAUCUUUUGGCUACGAACUUGCAGUGGUUGAUUUAAACGGAGAUGGAUGGGAGGAUCUUGUAGUCGGAGCGCCUCAGUUCUUUGUGAAGGAUGGUGACAUCGGUGGUGCUGUUUAUGUCUACAUCAAUCAGAAUGGAAAUUGGGACAAGGCCGUUCGGACCAGAAUAGACGGAGCCCAAAACUCCAUGUUUGGGCUGUCUAUUGAAAACCUUGGUGACAUUAACCUGGAUGGGUUUAAUGACGUGGCUGUCGGGGCUCCGUAUGAUGAAGAAGGAGCAGGAUGUGUCUACAUCUAUCAUGGUUCCAGCAACGGCCUCAAAAAAGAACCUGUUCAGGUUCUGAAAGGAAAAGACCUAAACAUUAAGAUGUUUGGUUACUCCUUAGCUGGUAACAUGGAUUUAGACAACAAUCAAUUUCCAGACUUGGCCAUCGGAUCUCUCUCUGACACCGUAGCCGUGUACAGAGCAAGGCCGGUGGUCAACAUAGAAAAGACGAUCACUACCAGUCCCAAAGACAUAGACCUCACUAAGAAGAACUGUGAUGACAGCAUUUGUCUUAAGGUGACGAUCUGUUUCAAACUGACCUCCAACUCCAAAAACUACAACCCAUCUCUCAAAAUCAAAUACUCCAUCCAGGUGGAAACAAAGAGGAAGCAGCAGGGACUUCCGUCUCGCGCCAUUUUCACCCCACCCACGUCCACCGACACGGACUAUGAGAGCACAGGAGUCAUGGAUCUAAAAACACAGAACGUGCCUGAAUGCUUAACAAAAACACUCAAACUUCAGGAUAACUUAAAGGACAAGCUGAGAGCCGUGCCCAUAGCCGUGAACGUGGAGAUUGUGAAGCAGUCAGGACGCAGGAAGAGACAAACUGGCCUCGUUCAGUUGAGUCCCGUCAUCGCUGCCAGCCAACCGACACUUGCUGAGGUGAAUUUUGUGAAAGAGGGCUGCGGCACUGACCUGAGGUGUCAGAGUAACUUGCAGCUGCAGUAUAAAUUCUGCUCUCGAGAGCCCAAUCAAGACAUCUUCAACCCACUGCCAAUUAACAACGGAGUGCCGGUCAUUUCACUCAGCCACCAGAAGGAGAUUGCUCUGGAGGUCACGGUGACCAAUAAGAACGGAGACGACGCAUACGAGACCGUUCUGACCGCAUCAUUCCCCGGCUCCCUCUCUUACGCCGCAAUUCGCACCAAAGCAGCUGACAAGCAGAUUUUGUGCGUGGCCAAUCAGAACGGGUCUAAAGCUGAAUGUGAAAUGGGAAAUCCUUUCAAAAAAGACUCGGAAGUUGUAUUUUACAUCAUACUGAGCACUGCUGGGAUUUCCUUGGACAUGAAUGAAAUAGAAGUUACACUUGAGCUCAAAACGACGAGCGACCAGGCACCACUGACAGUUACGAAGAAAGCAAAUGUUGUAAUUGAGCUGCUGUUGUCACUUUCUGGGGUGGCUAAGCCGUCUCAGCUGGAAUUCAGUGGAGCCGUAUUAGGAGAAAGCGCUAUGAAGAGGGAAGCGGAAAUCGGCAGCCAGAUCGACUAUGAAUUCCGGGUGAACAAUUUGGGAAAGCCUCUGAAGUCGUUUGGCACUGCAUUUCUGAACAUCGAGUGGCCCAAGAACACGGCAACCAAGAAAUGGCUGCUGUACCUGAUGAAGAUCACUACUGUGGGUACGGAUAAUAUCGCCUGCAAACCAGAUGAGGUCAACGCCCUUAGGUUAAGUUCGGAUCCGUCAUCAUCCAGGAGCAAGCGUGAAGUUAACAAUGGAACUGAAACCGAAAACAAAGGAGUUAUUUCAUCUCUUUUUGCUGACAAGAGGAAAUCUGCAACCUUGAUGUGUGAUCAAGGUGCUUCGUGUGUGACGCUCAAGUGUCCUCUUCAGGGCUUGGACAGCAACGCCGUCAUCGCGCUGAGAGCUCGUCUGUGGAAUAGCACCUUCUUAGAGGAUUACCCUGACAUGAAUUAUGUUGACAUAAUCGUGAAAGCGUCACUCAGUCUGGAGAACGCUCCCAAAAAUGUGCUGCUGAACAAUAAAGAUACUCAGGUACGAUUGACUGUAUUUCCAGUACGUAAGGCAGCACAAUAUGGAGGUUUACCCUGGUGGAUCAUACUGGUGGCUAUAUUACUGGGCCUGCUCCUGCUUGGCUUAUUGGUCUUCCUGCUCUGGAAGUGUGGAUUUUUCAAACGUUCCAAAUACACUGACAGCGUGCCAAGUUACAGCGCCGUGAGGAUUAAGAAGGAAGAGCGCACGCAUCCACUCGGGAAAGAGCAGCCUGCUUCGGGGGAAAAGAAACAGUGGAUGACAUCUUGGAACGAGAAUGAGAGCUACUCCUAGCCUUAUGCUACAUCAGCUGCUAAUGCACAUUAAUAUCCUGCUUUUUAAUAGAAAAAAAAACAAAAAAAACAAUCCAAAGACACUUUCUUUGAGAUGUUGAGUGCUUUGUUUUUGCACACCCUGAACUUCUGAUUGUACAUAUGAUGAAAUGACAAACAACUUGUAAAAACAAAACCUGUAUAUGUGUUAAGGGACUACUUCAGAACCACUUAAUGAAACUGAUAAACGAGAUAAGAAAAGAGAGACGGAUCAUUUUGGACUUUUCAAUGCUUCAAGGAUCUUCACUGUUACAUAUAAGGCAUGUGCCAAUAGUUUCAGCACACACAUCGACAUCGAAAUAACAAGCACUGAAUGUAGGUUUGAGUCAGACAUGAGCUUGUUUCUAUCAUAUUUAAGAUCUCAAAUCGGAGCUUAUAUCAUUUAUAAAUAUAUGAUGUAACCCUUAGCUGUCUACCAAAACGCACAGGCUCCACAGCUGCUGUUAGCGAUCACCGCUACAUGUAUUUAGACUGCAAUUUUUAUAGCGCUGAAGCAUUUCUUACUUAAUCUAUCAACACAUCUGAGGUAAAUGUUGAUAUUCUCCGUAAUUUGGGAACUUUUUCACUGUCCUUCUACCUUCACAUAGUGUCUAAACAAGAGUCAUGCUAGUUAGGUAAACUUUAGUCUCAUUUUCAGGAUCUGUAAGCAGUCUGUUGCCUAGCAACAGUGUCCUGUCAGCUUUAACCUCUCAAACAAACUACUGCAAAUUCUCAACCCCUUUAUAUACUUCAGUAUAAAGAAAGUUGUGGAUUUCUAGUGAUAAAUAAUUUUUAAUAGAAUGUUCUGGUAAUAUAGUAAACCGUGAUUAUCGGUUUAAAAGUUAAGAAAUUAAAUAUUGGCACAUGCCUAGUUGUGUAUAUAUGCUCAUUGUGUUCAGAGAACGUAUUCUCUGGUUCUCGCAAACAAGCCAAAGAUUCUUUAUGCCUUUUUGGCUAGAUUUCGAUCAACUCAAUUUCUAAAGUUCGUUCUUUUAUUUCUUUUUUUUUUUUCGUAAACCGCUUGAGUUUUACUCAGAACCAUUCGGGUGAAUGUAAAUAUUCUUUUAUUUUUUUUUCUUAAGCCGUUAUUUACUUCUUAAUGCUUGUUUUGUAAGAUAGUUUUUUUUAAUUAUUAUUAUUAUAAAUUGUGAAGAUUGGUACUGAUUUCAGUUUCACAUUGAUGUCUGUAAUAGUUUUUUAUUCAUUCACACAGGUCGACAUUUCAGGGUUUGCUGUAAACAUACAAGGACUUAAAUUGGUUAAUCCAAUCUGGCACCUUUUUUAUAUAUAUAUAUAUAUAUAUAAAAGUAUUAUGCAUUUACGGAGGUUGACAAAGAUAUUUAAUUUUUUUUUUACUGGUUACAAAACACGUACCAAAAUAACCAGUGAGUAUUAUUCAGAAAGAAAUGGAAGAUCGAAGGAGAAAACACACAAAAAAACAUUUCACAUUUAAAAACAACACAACUCCUGAAUCUUGUGCAAACACAUCAUUGUUUAAUGAAACAAAAUAAAGUUUUUUCUCUGACAACGUA
This is a messenger RNA of Tachysurus fulvidraco (yellow catfish), 5012 nucleotides long. RefSeq names its product integrin, alpha 6b (gene itga6b). NCBI's taxonomy places the organism in Eukaryota, Metazoa, Chordata, Actinopteri, Siluriformes, Bagridae. Gene Ontology annotation, biological process: cell adhesion mediated by integrin; leukocyte migration; cell-cell adhesion. The transcript is spliced from 25 exons. Gene Ontology annotation, molecular function: integrin binding. Gene Ontology annotation, cellular component: external side of plasma membrane; integrin complex. The record is from RefSeq and is a predicted model, not a curated record. Bases 200 to 3463 code for a protein of 1087 amino acids.